UUGGCAACAGACGCGGCAGUGGGGAGGGCCGAAAAAAAGAGGAUAUCCCCUGGAUUUAAAAAAAGCAACGAUUUAUCGAGGUUAACUGCAGAUUAAACAUUCCUUGGUCGACCAUCGGCGAAGAACGGGCGACAAAGCAACCGAGGGAUGUCUGAAGAGGCUGUCCGCCAGACACGCAGCCAGAAGAGGGCACUGGAGAGGGAUGCUGCUCCUCUGUCUAUAGAACCCUCUGAUGCUGACAAUGAAAGCAAAAGGCCUAAAUUGGACCAGAAUGAACCCACAACACAGGCACAAACUGACCCUGAACCUGACCCUGUACUGGCACAGGACGAUCAGAGCUGGACUAUGCUCAAAUCAGAGCAUGAGAAGGGGCAGGAGAGAGAACAGAGCCGGUCGCCGUUAUCUUUAGCGUUACCUUUGACCUCUCAGCCGGUGACGGACGAUCAGGAGCGGACCCAGAGACAACAGACGACGGUUAAACCCAGCUCAGACAAUCGGACUGACUGCAAUGACAAAAGCAGUAAGGCGAGGACAGAGCCAGGUAUGGAUACGAGGAGCCAGGCCCGACUGAUGGAGCAGAAGGCGUCCGGUGGCAUGCUGGCUGCAGGCGAGGUGAAGGCCACCAUCAAAGUGGAAGUUCAGACGGGGGAGCAGCCUGUGGACAUGAGUACCUCCAGAGGCAGUAUAAAAAGGGAGAAGCGCCCUCCGUCCCCUGAAGAUGACGAUGUCAUCAUCUUGUCUGAUAAUGACUCCCCCAGUCCACCGAUGAACGGCUUGAGCCACUUUAAGGAGCUGGACACAGACCUGCUUAUGAAGAGCAGCCCAGCAGAGAGGGAGCGCAUCAUUAAGCAGCUGAAGGAGGAGCUGAGACUGGAGGAGGCCAAGCUGGUGCUGCUGAAGAAACUUCGACAGAGUCAGAUACAGAAGGACGCUCUGCAGAAGCCCUCAGGUCUUUCCGGCUCAUCUGCUCCCCCUCCUCUAAUUCGAGGAACAAUUACAAGCAAUAAAGGAUCUCAGCAGAUUUUGACAGGCAGGAGUUCAGGCACGGUCAUCCCUCCUCCGCUGGUGAGAGGAGGGCAACAGGUGUCGUCCAAACAUGGCUCUCAGAUCAUAAUGCCGCCUCUGGUCAGAGGAGCACAGCCCAUCUCUGUAUCUCCACAGCAGAUCCAGGCUCUCCGCCAGCAACAGCAGCAGCAGUUGGCCGCCGCGGGAGGCUCAGGCUCAGGACCCCCUCCUCUGCUGUUGGGCCCCCGGACCUCAGCCCCUGGAAGCCACAGCCAGAGAGGCAUGGUCCAAUCAGGCCUCAUCAGAAUUGGCAGCAGCGCCAACACAGUGGCCUCGACAUCCAGUUUGAAAGGCUCUUCCGCAGGGAGCAGCAGCGUGUCUGUGGUUAGCUCGAAUGACUCUCCAGCCAGCCGCCAAGCUGCAGCUAAACUCGCCCUGCGGAAACAACUGGAGAAGACCCUACUGGAGAUUCCCCCACCCAAGCCCCCUGCCCCAGAGUUUAACUUUAUGCCUUCUGCAGCCAAUAAUGAGUUCAUCUACUUGGUGGGACUAGAAGAAGUGGUACAGAAUCUGCUGGAUACCAUCCACAGAGGAAAGACAGGUAUAGCACUGUCCAAGACCAUUACCAGAGACCCCUUCACCUGCACCCAGUGCAACACCGACUUCACCUGCCGCUGGAGGCACGACAAGUCAAAAGGCGGGGUAGUCCUCUGUGAACAAUGCAUGUCAUCCAAUCAGAAAAAGAUCUUGAAAGCCGAGCACACCAAUAGGCUGAAAGCUGCUUUUGUCAAAGCACUGCAACAAGAGCAGGAAAUAGAGCAGCGCAUUUUUCAGCAGACGUCCUCACCAGUCUCCCACAGUAGCUCGUCCUCUUCGUCGAUGAAAGCAGAGCAGCUGGUGUCUCAGCAGCUGAAGCAGGCUCACGCCAGAGCGUCCUCCCUCCAGCACCUCCACCAGGCCAGCCGAGGAGCCAACAUGGUUCACCAUCACUCCGUCAAGCAGAGCUCCCAGGGCCAGCUGUCCCACGGUGUCUCAUCAUUGGGGGUGAGGGGCGUCCCCCACUCCUUCUCCUCCUCCUCUCAGCUGCAGAGUGCAGUGGCGGCUGCAGCUUUGGUCAGCCGGCCAGGUAAGCAUGCCCGCAAUUCCCACCGCUCUGUCCCGAGUUCAAAGGUGAGCAGCAGUGGAAUCGGCGGCGGCAGGAUUAUCAGCGGAGGUAGUGCCUCAUCCACUGCAUGGAAGAAGCAGAGCAACAUCAAUACAGGAGUCACUAUGGCCUACGUGAACCCCAGCCUGACAGGCCACAAGACGUCAGCCACCGUCGACGCUCGCCAGAGAGAGUACCUGCUGGACAUGAUCCCCUCUCGCUCGUCGAUCUCGCAGACUGCAAACACAUGGAAAUAAUUUCAACAGUACUCAAGUACUAUUACAUUUAUUUUCAAGUUCCUCAGCUCCAUUAAUAAGGUCAACAGCAACCCCUGGAGGACUGUUCAGCAAAUACAAUCUCUCAAAGUGAAGAAACGUUCCUUCCUUACCUAAGUAUGAUUGUAUUUUUUAGUUUUCUUAUUUUCUGUUGUUUAUUUUGAGAAUCGCUGUUUUUUGGUAAUUGUGCAGAAAUCAUUUUGAUUGGGGCAAAGAAAAUACUUGAAGGGCUUCCCCCGGGGUACUCUUGUCCUCUAGACUGGGCGGGUAAAUGAUGGUGUACAGAGGGUUAUGUGUGCAUUGUACUUUGAUUAAAAGUAAGUACUCUGUUAUGGGCUUGUUAGCCCUUUCUGCCAUGAUGUGGGUCAAACUGAUCCAACCUAUUGACACUUGAAUGGUUAUAUUCAUACCCAAGAGUUCACAUUCAACAAAAUACACAUUUAUUUUAAGCAAAAACAAAAUAACUGAGUUGUAAAAUGUUCAGUACAUCACUCCUGUAGUUAAAGGUUUUGAAUUUUAUUUUGUAUUUACAGUAAGUUAUUUUGUUUUCUUUUUGGUUAUUUUUCAGUAUAUUGUGGUUUCCACAAAUGAAGAGUUAAUUCUAGCUUUUUUCUCCCCUGUUUAACAGCAUGCUUACCCGUAACCCCUCUGUUCCUUUUACACCGUAGCUGAAGAAGCGUGGUGUUGUUGCUUAACUCAUCUGUAAUUACCAUCCGUAAUCUGCUUAUUUUAUAUCAAUGUCAACAUUGUAAGAUUAUUUUGAGUGUUAUGUCAUUGCUGAGAAAAUGCAAACUCUGAAGGAGCUGAACUUGUCACACUGGAGCCAGAGAACUUGCCUGAGAUUUAUUCAGCUAUAAUCCAUUGCAUACGCGGCGUACAUGUAGCCCUGAAUCAUUUCUAUAAGGGGCGAUCUCCCAGCUACCAAGAACCUGGAAUACACAUGAAACCUUUAUCUUUUACCCCUCACCAUACUACAGAAUUUCUCUGCUUCCCAAUCUUAACUGCAUUGUACAAACAUGUUAAAAUUUAUUUGGUUUACUUUUUUCCUAGCUCCUAAAGAAAUAAUAAAAAUAUACAUUUUAAA
Molecule: messenger RNA, 3508 nt
Organism: Plectropomus leopardus (leopard coralgrouper)
Lineage: Eukaryota; Metazoa; Chordata; Actinopteri; Perciformes; Serranidae
Product: transcriptional repressor p66-alpha
Biological process (GO): negative regulation of transcription by RNA polymerase II
Cellular component (GO): NuRD complex
Molecular function (GO): sequence-specific DNA binding
Source: RefSeq, a predicted model, not a curated record